Grus americana (Whooping crane) is the source of this 6485-nucleotide messenger RNA. RefSeq names its product ADAM metallopeptidase domain 28 (gene ADAM28). Lineage: Eukaryota; Metazoa; Chordata; Aves; Gruiformes; Gruidae. The transcript is spliced from 24 exons. The record is from RefSeq and is a predicted model, not a curated record. Gene Ontology annotation, biological process: proteolysis. Gene Ontology annotation, molecular function: metalloendopeptidase activity. Bases 119 to 2533 code for a protein of 804 amino acids. Gene Ontology annotation, cellular component: plasma membrane.
AAGCUGAACAACUCACUCCCUCUCAUUCACUGCGCAAGAGAGGACUGCUCAAAGCAGACGGUCUGGGAACUCGACUUUCCCAGACCACGGAGACCACCGCCAGAGAAGUGCAACUGCAAUGACUAACAUACUACUACUUUCCGUUGUUUUGCUACAGUUUCUUCAACAAGGGAGCAUGAGCAAAUUACCUGGAGUUGAGCAAUAUGAAAUAGUUUAUCCACGGAAAUUGCACACAGUACACAAAAGAGAUGUAGAAAGAAACAAAGAGACAAAAUACGAUGACACAAUGGAGUAUGGAAUCAAAGCCAAUGGAGAGGAAGUCAUACUGCACCUACAAAAAAAUAAGCAUCUAUUAGCUAAAGACUAUACUGAAACAGUUUAUUCUGAUGACGGUCGACAAAUAACAACAAGUCCUCAGAUCAAGGAUCACUGUUAUUAUGAAGGUUACAUUCAGAACGAUGCUGAUUCCAUAGCAAGCAUCAGUACUUGCAAAGGUCUAAGUGGAUAUUUUGAGACUCGUGGUCAGAAGUACCUCAUUGAACCCCUGGGAACUUCAGACAGAGACGAACAUGCGGUCUAUAAAUAUGAGAAACUCGAACAAAAGUCCAUAAAAACCUGUGGUCUAAUCAAUAAUACCUGGGAAGAGGAUUCAAAUGACCCCAUCAAUGACAUCUUCAAAUCCAGCAACAGUCCAGAAAUGCAAGCAUACCUGAAAGCCAAAAAGUAUCUGGAAGUUUACAUAGUUGCAGACAAUACUUUGUACAAGAAGUAUGAAAAAGAUGUUAAAACCGUAAGACAAAGGAUAUUUGGAAUAGUCAAUUACAUCAACACGGUUUAUAAGGCCAUAAAUAUCUACGUGGCUUUAAUUGGCCUGGAAAUCUGGACAGACGGUGAUAAAUGCCUCCUGAGUCACGCUGCAGGAUUCACUCUGGACAGUUUCUCAAAGUGGCGUCUAUCAGAUUUAUUAAAGAGGAAAAGAAACGAUAAUGCUCAGCUAAUCACAGGCUAUGACUUUGAGGGGACAACGAUUGGAUUAGCCUUUCUAAAAUCCAUAUGCAGUGAUAUAUACUCUGCAGGUAUUAUUCAGGAUCAUAACAGAAAUGAAAUUGCAGUUGCAGCUACGAUGGCACACGAGAUGGGACACAACCUUGGCAUGAGUCACGACACCAGUGCCUGCACGUGUAGUGCUAAAGUUUGCAUCAUGACAGACACCGUCAGUUCGAUCAUCCCCAAGAAAUUCAGUUCUUGCAGCCUCCAAAGUUUUGAGAAAUACAUGUUGAGUGACAUGCCAAAAUGCUUAACUAACGUCCCAGAUAUAAGCAGCAUCAUAGCACCUCCAUCCUGCGGAAAUGGCUUUGUGGAAAAAGGAGAGGAAUGCGACUGCGGUACUCCCGAGGAGUGCACAAACAACUGCUGCGACCCAGAGACGUGCAAACUGAGAGCAGGUUCCAUGUGUGCACACGGAGAGUGCUGUGAAAAUUGCCAAUAUAAGAAGUCAGGAGCUGUUUGCCGAGCAGUUAAGCACGACUGCGACCUGGCUGAGAUGUGCACCGGCUUUUCUGCAAAGUGCCCAGCGGAUCGAUUCCGUGUGAACGGACAUCCCUGCAACUACGGCGAAGGCUAUUGCUACAUGGGAAACUGUCCCACCCGAGAAAACCAGUGCAAAGCUGCUUUCGGACCACAGGCUACUGACGGCGCAGCUUCCUGUUACCGGAUGAACGAGAAAGGGGUAUAUUAUGGAUACUGCAGAAAAGAAAAAGGUAGUCACGUCCCGUGUAAAAAAAAAGACGUCAUGUGUGGAAAGUUGUUCUGUACUGGGGGGGCAGAGAUGCCUCGGGAUGGGAGUCUGGUGACUUUUGAGUCCUGCAAAGCAAGUUUUCCUAGAAACGGAGAAGCAGAUGCAGGGAUGAUUCUAGAUGGAACGAAGUGCGGGAAUGGGAUGGUGUGCAGCAAUGGAGAAUGUGUUUAUGCUGAAGAUAUCUUUAGAUCAACCAACUGCUCUGCCAAGUGUAGCGGACAUGCUGUGUGUGACCAUGAGUUGCAAUGCCAGUGUGAAGAAGGAUGGGCCCCACCAACCUGCGGCAGCUCCUCAGCAGUUACCAGCGUCGCUAUUGUUGCCGGUGUGCUGAUUGUCCUUGCUGUCACAACAAUUGCAGCAGUGUUACUUAGCCGCUUCCGAGUACUCAGGAAGAGCUGCCAGACCAGAAGGGGACCUGGAGCCACAAACCAAGUCUUUGUGGAUCAAGAAGAAAGAUGCAGAGAACACCCUGUCCUGGAGGUACCUGCCCAGAAGAUGAACGAUAAGAAACUUCUCCUUCCCGUACCCCCGCUGCAGGAGAACAAACCACAGCUCCGGAGUCCCGUCAUAAGGCCAAAAGGUCCUCCACCUCCUGUUCCUUCUACCAAACCAACCCCUUCUCACCCAGAAGAGAUUUUUGCACCAGAGAGAAAACCUGCUCAUCUCCCAGUUCCCAAAGGCAAACCUCCACCUCCACCAAAGGCUCUAAAACCUCCAAUUAAUCCCAGAGUAUGAAGCUUCUGAAGAAGGGCUGAUUAAGAUACCUGAAAUUUUCAGGGACAAUUUGCUUGUCCCUUGAUUCCUCCACUUUUGGCAAAGGCAACCAAGAUAGUCUUCCUGUUCUCUUUAAAAAAGGAACAACUGACUGCUAGCUGCUUUGAAAGAAAAAGUUUGGUUUUCAGACAGCGAGAAACUCUUUGGUGAUGACAUCAAGCUACUGUCCAAAAGGAAACGAAGCAGAAUCACGGCUUGCACUGAGGUGUAGACUGGGAGUAAGUUAUGAAAGCUGCUCAAGACAUCCUAACUCCUAGGCCAGCACCGCCAGAUGUGGCUGCACUGGGACGCCCUGCAUCUGCACUGCUUUUGGGGUACAGACCUGAGAAGAUCAGCGAAAGUACAGCUACUAAAUAUGUAAAUUGUAAACUUUUUGCUACAUUUCUGGAUCUCUUCAGCAACAGAGUAGAUCUCCUACAUGUGCAAGUUGCAAGUUCUGGAGAAGCAAAAAACCUUCCUGCCCUUUGGAGAAAAGUUUGUGUCCUUAAGGCCUGACCCAGCCUUGGAAUAGUAAGAUUACACACUGGAAACACACUUAUUCUAGAAAGAUCCUUUUGGAUCAGAUUCUCUCAUGAAUGCUUAGAUUACCUCUUACACAAGAUUCCUCUGUUGUGUAGGUAGAACUGGAGGUACUCUCAAAAGCAAAGCACGCAGGAGUCAAGCCACUUGCUGCCUGCAAGUGCUCCCAGAGCUGAGGCGGUGCCAGUUUAAAAAGAGCUCCAGCUGCCACCAUUGAACUUGGACAGAAAAACUCAGAAAAGCACAGUCAACAAAAUCCUUAAUCAUUUAUUUCAUUUGCCCCUCAGCUCCAGAAAUAUCAGAGUAUUUCUCCCUUCCAGGAUAUACACACCUUGGUGUUUGUGUUUAAUUGCUCUUGCACCGGGGUGUGUUAUUGUAAAGUUGCUAAUGAGAACUAGGCUGGGCACAGGGGUUUGUUAUUGUGGGACAGCAUCACAGCGCGAGGCUUUGCACACUGGGUUAUUACUGAGGGGUUCUUCAUUCGUUCUGGCCUGUUGGCAUCAGCACUGUUGACACUAUUGGCCUGCUGGCAUGGAUCUGCACGAUGCUGUUGGCAUUGAUGUUAAUAAUACUGCGAGGGUGCUGGCACCGAUGCUAUUGUUACUGUUGGCACUGAGAUUAUUCAUGUGGUUGGCAUCAAUAUUUUUAAGUUAAAGCACACAGAAAUGUUUUUCAAGGAACAAAAAUUUUACCAGGAAAAAAAAAAAAAAAAAGGAGAGAGAAACAAAAUUGCCCUGGACCCAAAGUACUCAAGAUUUUAUAGAGGUUCCAGUUUGAACUGGAUUUGGGUUUGGAUCAGGAUCAAAAUCAGAGCACACAUCCAAAUCGAUUACACUGGGGCUCAGGAAGGCAGUUUCCAGCCCUUGGGCAUAGUGGCUUUGCUAGAGAAGACCACAUGGCUGCCAAACUGCCAAAACACGAUCUGGGCCCUCGGGCCAGCACUGUGCACACUCACCUUUACCUGUACUUAGUUCUGCCCAGGGCCUGUUAGGGCUUUUUUAAGCCCGAUCCUCAAAGGGCUGGAAACCUUCUAUACAAGUUUGUGAACCAGCUCACACCUGCUGAAAACCUGAUCCACGUAAUCCUGUUCGGAUACUGAGCACAUAACUGUACAGUUACUUUUCCAAUGCACAGCCUUGUUAUUUACAGUGACCGUUACUGCAGCUGCACACUGCAGAUCCAUCGUCUCUGAUACAGAAAUACGUAUAAAAAACCAUUUCUCCUUUUGGGCUAGGCUUGCUUUGAGGUUGCCAAUCAAGUACUGUAUGCUCUGCAAAACACAGAUGUGAUGAAAUUACGGUUUGAGGAAUGAGGUGGGGUUUUUGUUUUAGAAUAGAUUUUGUUGGAAGAUAAUUGCUUUCUUCCGCUUUGGAUAAUUACUUCUUUAUUUGAGUCAGAAAUGGAUUUUAAUCUAUCUGUAUUUGACUACGGUGUAAAGAUUCAGAACUUAUUUUUUAUGAACUGUAAUUAAUGUAUUUACAAAGAUUUCUGUAUUAGAAGUAUUCCAUAUAAACUGGAGAUAGUUGUUUUGUUUUUUAAAGAUCAUCAUUUGCACCUGAAACACAUGACAAUAGUGUAAAGUAGGAUGAUUUAUAACAUUGCCAAAUCCCUAAACAUUGGGACCAAAAAAAGAUCAUUCACAUGUAUUGCCAAACCCUGCCAAGUUAGCCAGUAAAGCUGAAUUAAAUACUAUAAUAAGCGUCAACAAGAUACUACAUCACAACUUUUCUGCCACAUUAAGAUGUACUUCUUCAUGGUUUCCAACCUCUUCUACUUUGUGAGCACUCGAGAAUUUUCCAAGGAUAUAGAGAUUUGAAGCAAGCUAAAGUCUUGAGACUUUUCUUAAUUACCUUUUUAAGAUCCACCUCCCAAACCAUACAGCUUAGGCUUACUUUCUCCUGCAGAAAGCAGCACUCUGUCUGACCUGGAUGGGUUCAAACCUCCUUAAUAGCUGAACACAUUCAGUAAGCAAAGCCUGCACCCCAGCACCCCAGCAGGGUGCGAGUGCUGUGCUCAGACCAAGCAUCCAUCUUCAGCAGUCGCUUGCAGUAGAAACCUAAGAAAAAUAUGACAGAGCACACACCUAUAGCAGUUUGUGAUUUACAGCUUUUCACGGCCCCAGCAUCCAUAGGACAGGUGACAGUAUCUCCUGCCACGGAGAUGUGGACAACACGUUCUGUUGUUCCAGCCAGGCCUCGCACAAAAGGGCUCCUUUGUAGGUACAAUCUAUUGUUCCGUUAUGCAAACGUGACAUCUACCGUUAAAAAGCCUCUACUGCAAGAGGAAAGCGAACCCAAAAAAACCAAAGACAUCUUCAGCACUCCACUGUCAAGAGCCUGCAGUAUGUAACCCCACAGGACUGGUACAUCACCAGGAGCAUUUCUCUCUGCGGUCUCACGCUUUUCACCGAAUUGCAAUAGUUUGAUCCGGGUCCAGCUGUCCCCUUAUUCCUGGUGCAGGGUCCCUGCUCAGCACGAUUUGCCACUCACACACGGCAGAGCAGAGCAGCAAGCCCACCUGCUGGCAUCGGAUGGGAAGAUACCGAAGGGAUUCUGGCACAGCCCAAUCACCACCAGUGAACUGGCUCUGACCAAAUUUGCAUUUGCAGUGCAGGAGCCAUGUGCCAGACCCUUCUUUUUCUCCCAGUCCAAAAGCAAAGCAGUUUACCACUAGUUUUCAGUUGGGUUUUUUGUUUGUUUGGUUUUGUUUCUUUUUUAAGUAUUAGUGAGCAUUCCACUCCUCCAUCUCCCCUUACUCCAUGGGAAGACAAAAAUGUGGGGUUUUUUCCUGUUUCUUUUCAAUCUCUGAAUUUACUACCCUCUUUCACCCCUCUUUUCCCUCCCUUCAUGUGUUUCUGUGUGAUGGUGCUACCAAGAGAAAGCAAACCUUUUGCUCUUUGCACCCUCAAUCUUCACUGUGAACACUUUUGGGGGGUUCUUGAAAAUAAGGCACACACGCUGGACCAUCACAACAGACCAAUUUCCUCAGUAGUUCCUAUCUGGCCCUCUGAAUUGUCCACUUUGCUGUGCAAAUUCAACACUGGCCAUUAGAUGGCAAUGGGGCAUGGAAAAGAAGUUUCUCUUGCUUGCUAUCAGAUGACUGCUAUCACCUCAAACGAAUCAAUUCUGAAUUUACUGCAUCCUCUGACCUUGGGCUAUAGAUUCGGGAGACAUUAACAAGGACGCGCCACCAGCCAGGAAGAGUGGGGAGAUUGGAGCACAUUCAGAUUUUCAGACACAGAGGCACCAGACAACUAAUAAAUAGGCUGAACCCAACCCUUCAAACAUGACACCAUAGACAGUACAUGCUGUAAGCUCUACACAGCAAGAGGCAGUCCUAAUUGAUUCAAGGUUUACUGACCAGAAAACAAAAUGUUGUCCUACCAGCCCUUAUC